Messenger RNA from Lates calcarifer (barramundi perch), 1469 nucleotides. Its product is annotated as histone H2B 5. The transcript has a single exon. Lineage: Eukaryota; Metazoa; Chordata; Actinopteri; Centropomidae. Bases 71 to 451 code for a protein of 126 amino acids. Gene Ontology annotation, cellular component: nucleosome. The record is from RefSeq and is a predicted model, not a curated record. Gene Ontology annotation, molecular function: DNA binding; structural constituent of chromatin; protein heterodimerization activity.
UGGUGAAGGGGGCGGCAUCCCGAGCUGUGUCCCUUCCUUCCGCUACACUGACGGUUGUACGAAAGAGAAAAUGCCUGAUCCUGCUAAAUCAGCCCCUGCGCCCAAGAAGGGCUCCAAAAAGGCCGUGACCAAAACCCAGAAGAAAGGAGACAAAAAGCGCCGUAAGAGCAGGAAAGAAAGCUACGCCAUUUACGUGUACAAGGUGCUGAAGCAAGUGCACCCAGACACGGGGAUCUCCUCCAAGGCCAUGGGCAUCAUGAACUCGUUCGUCAAUGAUAUCUUCGAACGCAUCGCCGGGGAAGCGUCGCGGCUGGCGCACUACAACAAGAGAUCCACCAUCACCUCCAGGGAGAUCCAGACCGCCGUCCGCCUGCUGCUGCCCGGCGAGCUGGCCAAGCACGCCGUGUCCGAGGGCACCAAGGCCGUGACCAAGUACACCAGCUCCAAAUAAAGGCGGACUGAAAGCCCGACACGAGGGGACAACAGUCACCCAAACCACCACCGAAGACGAUCUUUAAACUCCCUUCACUGUGUCGGAAAACUGCGUGUGGUUUUUUGCAUCAUUGCCGUUUUCGAUGAGAAUGAAUGCCAACUGAACCCAGGCCUUACGCUGGAUGUCUUGAGAUAUAGUGGAACUGUAGUCUGCCAUUUUGUUUUAAGUCAAUGUUUCGUGUUAUUUUUCUGAGCUGUGUAACGUUUUUAACAAAUGACUGAAUAAAUUCAGAAAAAAAAUUCAGAGCGAAUGUAAGUCGGUGCUUUAUAACCGUGGAAGUCUCCUUUGCUUUGCACCAUUUUAAUACUGAUUUAUACAUGCACCUUAGAAAAUGACCCACCGACUUAAUUGUAUGGAAUAGCACAGUCCAGACAAACAUUGUAAAAUUAAAACUGUGACUUACUGCCACUGAGUAGUUUGUGUUUCUACCUUGAGGUGAUGUUCAUCUUCUUAAUACAGUAUAAGUGCUGGAAGAGAGCGACACCAAAUGGUAGCUGAGGUUAAUGUGGGGGAAAGUGCAGGUGUGCACUCAGCAGGGUUAUUAUAGUUCUUCAUUAUACAGCUCAAUGUGCCCCAGUGUUAAAUUAUGUUACUUUAAUACUCUUAGGCUGUGAUGUAUUAGGAUGUAAGCAGUAUUUUCAUGCUGUAGCUGUACACACUGAAGCAAGCAUGAACUACACUCUAUAUGUUUGAGUAAACGAGUCUAUACAGUGCAUCAUAUUUUCUAAAGUGAUCACAUUCUGCCAAUAAGCAGCAGAUGUACUGACAUGUCAGAGCAGGAAAGGCACAGGAGUGUUUAAGUGGGACUCAAAUGGAACAUUUUAAUGUUCGUCUAUAUUGUUGUGCAUCAAAAUUAUUCAUGUCUGUAAUUAAGCAGUGCAUUUUCUGCUAUGACAAGUCAAAGCAUCUGUCAAAAACAGCUGUUUGUCUAACUGGCUUUGUGGAAAUAAUAAAGUUAUCUUCAUUGUAACAAACA